Mobula hypostoma (lesser devil ray) is the source of this 7592-nucleotide messenger RNA. RefSeq names its product F-box and WD repeat domain containing 2 (gene fbxw2). The record is from RefSeq and is a predicted model, not a curated record. Gene Ontology annotation, molecular function: protein binding. Bases 150 to 1514 code for a protein of 454 amino acids. The transcript is spliced from 7 exons. NCBI's taxonomy places the organism in Eukaryota, Metazoa, Chordata, Chondrichthyes, Myliobatiformes, Myliobatidae.
GCCGUGUCCAACUUGGACUUGUGGUUGAGGAUUCGGGCGGCGGCGGCUGUGGCGGUCGCCGUGUGAGGAGCUGAUGUCCCCCGCCGGGCUCUUGCCCACGGCAGCUAUGGUCACAGCCUUCGGUGUAUGGUAUAUAGUCACAUGGCCAUAUGGAGAGGAAGGACUUUAAUGCAUGGCUUGAAACCCUCUCCAGCACAUUUAUUACCUUGACUGAUUCCCAGAAGAAUGAGACUUUGGACCACCUGAUCAGCUUGAGUGGGGCUGUCCAGUUGAGGCACCUCUCCAAUAAUCUUGAGACCCUUCUGAAAAGAGACUUCCUCAAGCUGCUUCCACUGGAGCUCAGUUUUUAUCUGUUAAAGUGGCUUGACCCUCCAACCCUGCUCAAUUGCUGUCUGGUAUGUAAGCAGUGGAAUAAAGUGAUAAGUGUCUGCACUGAAGUUUGGCAGGAAGCCUGUCGGAGUUUGGGCUGGCAGAUCGAUGAUACCAUCGAAGACACACUACACUGGAAGAAGAUUUAUCUAAAGGCAGUUAGAAGGAUCAAGCAGUUGCAGGACAAAGAAGCUUUUGAGACGUCCUCCUUAAUUGGCCACAGCGCUAGAGUGUAUGCUCUCUAUUAUAAAGAUGGAUUGUUGUGUACAGGCUCUGACGAUCUAUCUGCCAAACUGUGGGAUGUUUGCACUGGCCAGUGUAUUUAUGGGAUCCAGACUCACACGUGCGCUGCCGUGAAGUUUGAUGAGCAGAAGCUGGUUACAGGAUCGUUUGAUAACACAAUUGCCUGUUGGGACUGGAGCUCAGGAGCAAAAACCCACAACUUCCGGGGUCAUACUGGAGCAGUCUUCAGUGUUGAUUAUAGCGAUGAGCUCGAUACACUGGUCAGUGGGUCUGCUGAUUUCACUGUGAAAGUUUGGUCGUUAUCGACAGGAAUAUGCCUCAAUACACUCACUGAACACACCGAAUGGGUGACCAAGGUGGUUUUACAAGUCAGUCAGGUUGAAUCUGUAAUGCACAAUCCAGGGGACUAUAUCCUAUUAAGUGCUGAUAAAUAUGAAAUCAAGGUAUGGCCAAUUGGGAGAGAAGUCAAUUGCAAGUGUUUGAAGACACUUACUGUAUCAAAUGACCGAAGCAUUUGCCUUCAACCAAGACUGCAGUUUGAUGGAAAGCACAUUGUUUGUGCAUCUGAUUUAGGAUUGUACCAGUGGGACUUUGCAAGUUAUGAUAUUAUAAGAGUUAUUAGAACCCCUGACUCUACAAACCUUUCCUUAUUGAGCCUGGGAGAAGUGUUUGCUCUGCUCUUUGACAGCCGUUACCUGUACAUAAUGGACCUAAGGACCGAGAAACUGAUUGGCCGAUGGCCACUGCCGGCAUACAGGAAAUCCAAGAGGGGAUCAAGCUUCCUGGCGGGGGAGACCGCGUGGCUAAACGGACUGAAUGGCAAGAAUGACACUGGCUUGGUUUUUGCCACAAGCAUGCCGGAUCAUAGUAUUCACUUGGUCCUGUGGAAGGAGAAUGGAUGAAAAGGAAUCAACUAUUGGGCAUGAUCUGCUCGUGCUGCUGUUUUCAAGGACGUUUCUGAGAAUGCAGAAUCUUUGCAUGAACCAAAGAGACACAGACCAGGCAUUCUCUCGUGUACAAUACAGUUGAUUGCCUUUUAUUUUUUUUAAAAGUCAAACAAAACCAGCAUGUUUGAAAAUUAUUUUUACAUCUUUAAAUUUAAAUCAGUUUGCUUGCAUAUUAAUGUACCAAUACAGGAAAGGAAGGAAAAAAUGUAUGUUAAAUUAAACAUGGCACUGUUUAGAAAUUUAUGAUGAGCCAAGGGUUGAAGAUUAUGCUUUACAAGCACAUUUCAACAUAAUUAAUCUAUUGUUUGCAGUAUUCUGAACAUUCCCAGAAUGUUUUCAUUUCUUCUGCACCUGGAAGUAUAGAACCCAUUACUUUUUAUAUAUAAAUAUUUCCAUUCAGGACUUUGCCUUAAUGCUUUUCAGUGGUUGCUCUCAGUGAGCUUGUUUAUAUAACAUUAGGUAGGUACUUUAAAUUUGUCCACAUUUUAUAUUUUGGUAUAGUCGUUAUUUACAAUGAUAUUUUUAUUGAUAUUUGCCCACAUUGUCGCAAUUGUUAAUUAUCUUCAAUAUAUUCUUUCUGAAGAAAUAGUUGGAAACUUGCUUGGCUACUUGCCUCAUUUGCGUUAAAAGUUCCAUAUUUACGAUCUUACAAAACGCUGCAGUGAUGAUGCUCCCUUUGCAAUUGAGGCUGCUAGAUAUUCCCCAUGACAGUCUUCCCAUCUGAUUUCCCUGUUGCUCCUGUCUAAAGAAUGUGACCUUCUCAUUGAAUUGCUUCCUAAACUGGUAGUCAUUCAUGGCCCGAUCAGACAUUCUAUCUUGUACAGUACAGUUGAUUCCCUUUUUUUUUCAAAAAUGUCAAACAAAACCAGUGUGUUUGAAACUUAUUUUACACCUUUACAUCUGAUUGCUGAUUGAUGUAUCAAUGCAGAAAGAGCCAGACCUCCAGUGUGGUCAAUAAUGUUUCAAUUGUGAAGUACCUGUCUAUUCUGUUCCAAAAGAGAACAAAUAGGUCUUUCCAUUUUUGAUCCUGUUCUCCCACUUAAUGAGAAUUUCAUAAUCUUGUAUCAUCCAUCUACCUGGACUUGCUCUGUAGACAUGUGGAGCUAUUCUGGCCAAGAGAUGUUUGAUCACAAACACUAGUGCAAUCAUGGUAACGUAGCUGUUAGUGUGACACUGUUAGAGCUCUUGGUGUUUAAUUCUGGCUCUGUCUGUAAGGAGUUUGUAUGUGCUCAUCGUGAACUAAGUGGGUUUCCUCUAGGUGUUCUGGUUUCUUUCAACAGUCCAAAGACACACUGCUUAGUAGGUUAAUUCAUCAAUGUAAAAUUGUCCUGUGUUUAGACUAGGGUUCAAUAGCUGGGUUGCUGGGCAGCAGGAUUUGUUCUGUGACUUAUCUGUAAAAUAAACAGAUAUAUCAGUUACAGGAGCAUUGACAGGACUCAAAUAGUUCUACCGCUUCACAUUUGAUGUCCUUGAAAUUGUGCUGUAGAGUUUUGCAGUACCCUUUCCUGGCAUGGGCCUGAAUUCACAACUGCUGUGCAUUUAUAUAUUUCAAAAGGUAUCUUCUCUUAUUGACCUUAUUCCUUCAAAAAGCUCAUUAACAGCUGAAGAUAAAUUUAGUUUCUCACCGUAUUAUCGAAAGGCCUUCAACGACAGACAAGUAUGGUCAGAAUGUACUGCUGUCUCCAAAGACUGGGGAGUAGGGAGUAAAGAAUUGGAAGAUGGAUAGAGGAGUGGAGAAAAGGUGCAGAUUAGAGCUGUGCCAUAUAUCUUCAGAUACCAUGGCUCGAUCUACUCCUCUGGUGAUGUCCAUGUGAGAGUUACAAAGUCAAAAUAAAUUUAUUAUCGAAGUUUGUAAAUGUCACCAUAUACUACCUUCAGAUUCAUUUUCUUCCAGGCAUUUACAAGAAAAUACAGAUAAACAAUAGAAUUUAUGAAAAACUCUACAUGUACAAUGCCAAACAACCAAUGUGCAAAUUUUUAAAAAAAAUUCUUCCUCUGACCACUCAUUUCCCCGGGGAGCUUCAGUUUCCUCUCCCAUCCCAAAAAUGUUGGAUACUGGUUCAUGUUUGUCCCUAGUAUGUUAAUGAGUGAUAAAGUCGGGGUUGGGGGGAAAUAGGAUUAAUGUGAAUUGGUGGCUCAGUAGGCCAAAAAUUUCUGUGCUGUAUGAAUCUGACUCCAUCAUGUCUCAAAAAAAGAAGCUGGAGAAAAAUUCUGGCCACUGUGCCUGCUAUAUCACUCAUGGCUACAAAUUACCACCAUCUUCCUGUGUUAAUCCCAUAACCCUGAAUUCUCCUGAUGUUCAAAAAAUUGUGUGGGUGGGAAGGGUCGCAUUGAUCUCAGAGUAGAUUAAAAGUUUGGCACAAUUUUGUGGGCCAAAGGGCCUGUACUGUGCUGUCGUGUUCUAUGUCUUAAGAAUCAGUGCAACAACAACCACCUUCACAAUUUUAAAUCAACAAUUUAGAGGAAAUAAUUUCUGAAUUUGCAGAUAGUUUACUGGGGAUACCAAAUUUGUUGUGGGGUUGGUUGUGUGUGAUGUGAAGAAUAGACAACACAGGUAGUGCCCAGGUUAUAAUGGGAUUUAUUCUUAAAAGAUCCAUUGGGAAAAUUACUCUAUUAGAGAUGUCUGUUCUCUAUAGUAACCCAUAUAAUAUCAAUCAACAUGUACUUACUAUAAUUCUCAGGUCAUUGAAUAAUUAACACUAUCCAUAAUUAAACUAAAAGAAUAUAUAAUGUUUCCAUUUAUGAAACAUUAGAUUAUUAUCGCUAGCUUGAAAAAUGCUUUGAAACUCUGUGGGAAGCUUUGUGUAAAGCUGCAUUUUUCAAGCCAGGUUGUUCAAACUGGACAGCCCCUGUCCCAAGGAGGACUGCAAGUUGGGAUUAAAUAAAUUUCCAGAGUGAGCGUAUGAUUGGGCAAUGCUGACACGUUCAAGAUGAUGAGUUUUACGAAAGUUAGCAAAGGUUCUUGAGUUCAGGCAGAGUAGAUGAACAACGACAUGUUGUGCAAAAACCCCAAUCACAGGUUAGCGUGACCACAGAAAAAUAAAUUGCACUGCGGACAGUGGAAGAGGACAGCUCAGUGCAGGUCCUUUCACCUACAAUAUUGUGCUGACCUUUUAAACCUACUCUUAAGGUCAAUCUAACUCUUCCCUCCCAUGUAAUCCUCUAUUUUCUUCAUCCAUGUGCCUAUCUAAGAGUCUCUCAAAUCCCCCUAAAGUAUCUGCCUCUACUACCACCUCUGGCAGGACAUUCCACCCAUCUAUUACUACUAUGUUUUAAAAAGAAUCUUAUGACAUCUCCCCCCAACCUUGAUACUUCCCUCCAAUCACCUUAAAAUUAUGCCCUCUUGUAUUAGCCAUCUUCACCCAAGGAAAAGCUCUGGCUGAUCUCUCUAUCAAUGCCUCUUAGUCACCUCUCAUAAUCCUUUAUUUUAAAAAGGAAAACCCUAGCUCGCUCAAUCUAACCUCAUCAGACAUGCUCUGUAAUCCAGGCAGAAUCCUGGUAAAUCUCUGCACCCUUUAAAGCUUCCAUACCCUUCCUAUAAUGAGGUGACCACUACUGAUGUAGCAUCUUAAAGAGGAACAGUAUAGAAUCAGGCUGUUCGUCCCACCAAACCUGUGUUGACCAUCAACCAUCUAUUUACACUAAUAAUCACAUUUUUAAAAUUCUUGCCACAUUCUCAUUGCCUCACCACCAUGCCCCUUCCAGAUUAUACCACUCACCUAUGCACUUGUGGGCAAGUUACAAUGGCUGGUUAACCUACCAACACUGUCAUGUCUGGGAUGUGGGAGGAAAUGGGGCACUUGGGGAGAGCUGGGUAACUCACAAGGAACUGGAGGUCAUGAUGGAAGCCAGGGACACUGGAGCUGUGGGCAGUAUCUCACUGGCUGUGUGACACAGCUGAAGGCUAAACAAGCAGAAUUGGAAAUAGGCAGGUUAUUGCUAAACCUGAAUUUAACAUCAGAAAUUUGGGGAUAUGCACAUUGGGACAGGAUGCAUCAACUUGCUCUCAUUUCCCUCAAGAUGAGAAGGCUGAUCUUAAAAUAAGAUCAUUUACAGAGAAUGUAAUUACUACAUUUUCCUACAUGAAAGUUCAAAAAUUAGCUAUAAGAUUAUAAAUUAGUAGCUUUGCAUUGUAGCCAUGCCUGUUCAAAAAUAUUAAAUUAUAAAUUUUAGUACAAAUUAUGAAGUUUUCCUACAUAUAUCCAUCACUGCCGUUCAAACAUUAGUUAUAAAAAUGCUUUGAAAAGAUUCUAGGCAUGCUGGUGCUGUAUAAUUAGCAAUUAAAUGUGCCUCUUGGUUAUGUUGAAACUGUCCUGCCUGUCACCCAGGCUUGCUUCCAUUUUGGAUCCUGGUGUGUGGAUUUUAAUAUUGUUUCUAUUCAGUUUUGUUGAAGCGUUUUAGCCCCUGUGAAGGAAAUGUUGCUGGAAAAAAAAAUGCCCUCAAAGCAUCACGUUAUUGAAAUAUGGUCAUGGAAAAAAUUGCAUUUUUGUGUAUUCUUAGUGUCUAAAACUUCUCACAAUGCAACAUCUCUCAAUCUCAUGAACAACGAAUGACAAUUAAGGUCUGAUGGCAGGGCAGCUGAAACUAAUUCAGUAAACCACAAGAGGCUAUUGCAUCUCAUUUUGAGGAUUAACAAUUGUGAUAUUCAGAAGCUUUAACUGUCAUACUGUAUUUACACUCAAAUCUUUACAUGCACAUCUUUAUGAUGUGAAGGGGCCACCGUGUUACAAUUAACAUGAGUUAUUCUAAGUAGUUGGUUCAUAAAUUGAAGUAAAUGAUGUGAACAGAAAACAGAUGCUGUUAAAACAAGGUUAAUUGGUUUGGUCGUCGAUGUGAAAUCCUAUUUAUUUCAGUAAUGCCCUUUAGUGCUACUUAAGUGGUCUGGAUUUUUUGGCUCUUACACUAAGAUGCUAGGAAAAUUUAAUUCAUUUGAAUCGAAUUGACUUUAUUACUUACAUCCUUCAUAUACGUGAGUAAAAAUCUUUCCGUUAUGUCUCCAUCUAAAUGUGCAAUUUAUAGUAAUUUUUAAUAAAUAGUAUGUACAACAGGGCAGUCAAUAUAGCAUCGACAUACAAUUGUAUCAGCGUGAAUUAAUCAGUCUCAUAGCCUGGUGGAAGAAGCUGUCCCGGAGCCUGUUGGUCCUGGCGUUUAUGCUGCGGUACCGUUUCCUGAAUGGUAGCAGCUGGAACAGUUUGUGUUUGGGGUAUCUUGGAGCCCCAGUGAUCCUUCGGGCCCUUUUUACACACCUGUCUUUGUAAAUGUCCUGAAUAGUGGGAAGGUCACAUCUACAGAUGCACUGGGCUAUCCUCACUACUCCCUGCAGAGUCCCUUCUUGAGAAUAUUAUUUAACGUGAUUAAAACUGCCCUUGUUUAAUAUUGGUUUACUGAAGGCAUUGUACUGAGGCUGAGAGGUUAAGCAGUACAGUUGAAUACUCAACAAGAUGUGGCUUUACAAAAAGAAUGAUAUGUAGAGUAUAUACUAUGGAUUGGAUUUGGCAGUCCAAAUGAGCAUGUAAGAAAUUUGUUUAUGAUUACUACAUUGCAUUUUAGAAAGUCUAGCCUGUAUCUAAUUGUGGAAUGUUUUUUAAAAUGUUACUUUUUAAUUUUCACAUUUUACUUCUGAAAAUGGUCUAUAGUAGAAUAGUUUUGCCAUCUCAAAGUAUUGAAGGGAUGGCUGUAAAUUUUAAAGUGAAUAUUUUUGGCAAACUUGUGUAGAAAUAAAUCCUAAAUCAGAUUGUUAAAUGUAGUGGUACUGGGCAAUUUCAAUACUUUUUGUGGAUCACCAUGAUGUUUGUUUUUAAAAACUGCUUCUGCAAAGUGCUUUAGGAGGUUUUGCUCUGGGUGGGUAAAGAUGCCAUAUAAAUCAAAGUUAUAGUGAACUUAAUUGAUAAACAAGAGAGAAUCUGCAGAUGCUGGAAAUCUGAGCAACACACAAAAUGCUGGAGGAGCUCAGCAACCAGGCAGCACCUAGGAAAAGAGUAGAGUCGACGUUUUGGACCAAACUCCUUCGGCAGGAUAUUCAGCUGACCAAUU